Messenger RNA from Astrephomene gubernaculifera, 1043 nucleotides. The record is from the annotation of a GenBank genome assembly. NCBI's taxonomy places the organism in Eukaryota, Viridiplantae, Chlorophyta, Chlorophyceae, Chlamydomonadales, Astrephomenaceae.
CCGGUCACGAUGCCGAACCCGCAAAGCCACACUAACCCAUACGCCUAGCUAAACGCUUUCAUACCUUUGGCUUGCAAUUGCAAAGGUAUGCGCUUAAUCCACAUCGUGACCGACUGUGCGCACACCACAUAUUCGUACUCUUUACUUGCUAGCCCUUUGCUUCCAGCACGUGCCAGGCGAAGCGUGUAAUACAUGACGCGCUGAGACCUAGCAGACCUUCUCGCUGGCAUCGCCAUGCUAGGACGCUGGAAACACGUCGCAGGCCGCCGCAGGAGCGCAGCCUGUGGUGGCAGCAGCACCCAUUCAGCUUCUGCUCCUGGACGUGUUGUACGGCAGCAGCAACGUUUGCCGUACAACCCAGCACCUGCUGCAGCCAGUAGUCCUUCAUCAUGUUGCAGACCGCAUGCUGCUGCCGCCAAUGCCACUCCAACAGCGGCCGCACCGGCCACAACAAGGUUCCAAAGCCUUUCAGCUUUUGCCGGCAGCAGAAGCAGGAGCGGGCAAAGCAGUAGAAGGAGGUGCAGCAGCAGGCAUGCGAGUAGCAGGGGCGGUAAUCAUGGUUGCCUCGCAGGAGCGGAGGGCGAGGAUGAAACUGCAGUUACCGAGCCCGAGGGAGUGGAAGAGGAGUCAGGACAGCAAGAUCAGGAGGUGGAGGAAGACGAGGAGGGGUUGGCUGAGGACGAGGAGGAAGAAGGGGCUGAUGGCAAGGAGGAGGAAGAAGCAGGCGAGGGCGAUGACGAGGACGAGGUAGAAGGGGCUGAUGAUGAGGAGGAGGAGGAAGCAGGCGAGGGUGACGACGAGGAGGGUGCUGCUCCCCGGCUGCCUGGAGUGGUGCGGGUGCAGUGUGUGCAGGACCUACCUCGCUUCGACAUGCCGCUGCUGAUGGGGUCAUUCAGGUCAUCCACCUGCAAUGCGGUGGCUGUGUCGUACCGCGGAGUGCCGUACCUGCUGGCCCCCGCAGCCAGUGUGGUGUACGGCAGCCAGAUCCGUGUGUAUCUGCCGGGUCGCGACAGGCCGCUGCCCGCCUCCCUGGCGCACCUGGG